AACCAGUCAGCCCAUAAAUCAAUAUUCAUCAUCCCCACCAUUUGCAUCUUGGUUUUUUUUUUCUCGAAUCCUCAUCAAUGGCGAUCGCUUCUCUGCAAAAGCUCUCUUCCCGAAUAUCCAUUAACCCUUCGCUCUCUUUCUAUUCCAAAGCAAUAAUCACAGGAUCAUCGGCUUCAUCAUCAAUGCCAACCCCAUCCACCUCCAAAAAAGGCUCGGAUCGAAUCGGGAAAUCCUUCGCAAUCGACUUUGACGGGAAAAAACAAGAGAUUGUCGGCCUGUCGGGCCAAACACUCCUGAAAGCGCUUGCCAACAACUGUUUGAUGGAUCCGGCGUCGCAUAGGCUCGAAGAGAUCGACCCGUGUUCGGCUGAGUGCGAGGUAAAUAUUGCUCAGGAGUGGCUGGAAAGAUUGCCUCCGGCCUCGUACGAUGAGCAGUAUGAGCUGAAAAGGAAUUCGAGGAAUAGGGUUUUGAAUAAGCAUUCGAGGUUGGGGUGUCAGGUUGUGCUUACUCAGGACCUUGAAGGGAUUGUUGUGGCCUUGCCGGAGCCGAAGCCGAAGCCGAAGCCGUGGGACAUUCGGUCCAAGUACUCUCUCUCUCUUUCGUUUGAACCUAGUGGAUUGAUUUGA
Messenger RNA from Ilex paraguariensis (yerba mate), 626 nucleotides. Lineage: Eukaryota; Viridiplantae; Streptophyta; Magnoliopsida; Aquifoliales; Aquifoliaceae. The record is from the annotation of a GenBank genome assembly.